Messenger RNA from Phytophthora infestans T30-4, 963 nucleotides. Its product is annotated as secreted RxLR effector peptide protein, putative. The coding region runs from base 1 to 963 and encodes 320 amino acids. NCBI's taxonomy places the organism in Eukaryota, Oomycota, Peronosporomycetes, Peronosporales, Peronosporaceae. The transcript has a single exon. The record is from RefSeq and is a predicted model, not a curated record.
AUGCGCUUCCAAACAGCUAUUCUGCUGCUCCUGACUAUCUUCCUUGCCGGUGUACAACGCUCCUGCUCGGCCAUUCAUGCGUACCCGCUUAACUUGUCGCUUAGUCGCUCCGACCAAAACCGCAAGACAGCUGGAAGGUUCCUCAGACUAGGCGAUGAAGAAAACAGGAUGGCUCCUGUUUCAGCCCUCGAAACAGCGAUCAAGGCCGCGAUGCCACAGUUGACAAAUUCGAACAAGCUUCUGCUGCGUUGGUAUCGGCUAAAAAACAAACGCAUAGACAAGACGCUCAAGAGUUUUGAUCUCGGGAAGAACGUGGAUACACUCUUGACCGACCCCAAGUUAAGCAUCUUGCUACACUACAUCCCAAUGUACAACAAGAAGAACCCCAAAAACGUCAUGACCACGGCCGAAGUGCUUGCAACCAAAUAUGGACUAGCUCCAGUGACUAAGCUACUCGAAAAGGCGAAAACAUCGAAAGAGUCGUCGGAAGCGACCAAGACAUUGGCGAAAGAGUUGCAGCUUGAGCAGUUCACGGGCUGGACAAACCAGAAGUUAUCGCCCGUCGAUGUUUACAGGAAAUUGGAGCUAAACACUGGCAACCUCUCUCCUCUUGGUAGUCCAGUGUUUGAAGCUUGGGCUGGAUUCGUGAGAAAGUCCCUCGGUCAGAAUGAGGACAAAGCUGCGUCUACAAUGCUCGAGGCGCUCCAAGAAAUUAAUGGGAAAAGAGGGGCUGCCGUUCUUUUUUACGAAGCAAAGGGAUUUCUAGAUCCAAAACUGACUGUGGCACACUUGAAGAAGAAGCAGUACACACAGUGGAUGAUUUCAAAUGUCAACAAAGAAAACUUCUUAAAGAACGCGUUGGAUUCGAAAUCCCUGAAGCUCACCGAGACGGACACGAAAAUCCUGGAGGAGUACCUUGGAUUCGUCAAGACAUACAAGGAAACCCACAAUAUUUCCAUUUAA